Messenger RNA from Ostertagia ostertagi, 3417 nucleotides. NCBI's taxonomy places the organism in Eukaryota, Metazoa, Nematoda, Chromadorea, Rhabditida, Trichostrongylidae. The record is from the annotation of a GenBank genome assembly.
AUGACGGUCUACUACGGCAGAGCCCUGGACGACGAAAGAGCCCACGUCAACAGCCGAAUCGCUGACUUCAACGACAACAGCGCAGAGCCCUGGACGACGACAGAGCCCACGUCAACAACCGAAUCGCUGACUUCAACGACAGCAGCGUAUACGACGUCUACUACAGCAGAGCCUUCGGACGACGACAGAGCCCACGUCAACAACCGAAUCGCUGACUUCAACGACAACAGCGUAUACGACGUCUACUACAGUAGAGCCUUGGACGACGACAGAGCCCACGUCAACAACCGAAUCGCUGACUUCAACGACAGCAGCGUAUACGACGUCUACUACAGUAGAGCCUUGGACGACGACAGAGCCCACGUCAACAACCGAAUCGCUGACUUCAACGACAACAGAGUAUACGACGUCUACUACAGAGAGCCCUGGACGACGACAGAGCCCACGUCAACAACCGAAUCGCUGACUUCAACGACAACAGAGUAUACGACGUCUACUACAGUAGAGCCUUGGACGACGACAGAGCCCACGUCAACAACCGAAUCGCUGACUUCAACGACAACAGAGUAUACGACGUCUACUACAGUAGAGCCUUGGACGACGACAGAGCCCACGUCAACAACCGAAUCGCUGACUUCAACGACAACAGGGUAUACAACGUCUUCUACAGGAGAGCCCUGGACGACGACAGCGCCCACGUCAACAGCCGAAUUGCUGACUUCAACGACAACAGGGUUUACAACGUCUUCUACAGGAGAGCCCUGGACGACGACAGAGCCCACGUCAAAGUCAAAUCACGCUGACCUUCAACGACAACAGAGUAGAGCCUUGGACGACGACAGACAGCCCACGUCAACAACCGAAUCGCUGACUUCAACGACAACAGAGUAUACGACGUCUACUACAGUAGAGCCUUGGACGACGACAGAGCCCACGUCAACAACCGAAUCGCUGACUUCAACGACAACAGCGUAUACGACGUCUACUACAGGAGAGCCUUGGACGACGACAGAGCCCACGUCAACAACCGAAUCGCUGACUUCAACGACAACAGAGUAUGGCAGACAUCGGGCGGUUCAAUCUCAUAGCAGCGUUUACGACGUCUGCUACAGUAGAGCCUUGGACGACGACAGAGCCCACGUCAACAACCGAAUCGCUGACUUCAACGACAACAGAGUAUGCGACGUCUACUACAGUAGAGCCUUGGACGACGACAGAGCCCACGUCAACAACCGAAUCGCUGACUUCAACGACAACAGCGUAUACGACGUCUACUACAGCAGAGCCUUGGACGACGACAGAGCCCACGUCAACAACCGAAUCGCUGACUUCAACGACAACAGCGUAUACGACGUCUACUACAGCAGAGCCUUGGACGACGACAGAGCCCACGUCAACAACCGAAUCGCUGACUUCAACGACAACAGCGUAUACGACGUCUACUACAGCAGAGCCUUGGACGACGACAGAGCCCACGUCAACAACCGAAUCGCUGACUUCAACGACAACAGCGUAUACGACGUCUACUACAGCAGAGCCUUGGAUGACGACAGCAGGGAGCCCACGGGUCAGGACAUAUACCGUAGAUCGGCUGACUGUCUCGUGACGGACAACAGCGUAUUACGACGUCUACUACAGGAGAGCCUGGACGACGACAGAGCCCACGUCAACAACCGAAUCGCUGACUUCAACGACAACAGGGUAUACAACGUCUUCUACAGGAGAGCCCUGGACGACGACAGAGCCCACGUCAACAGCCGAAUCGCUGACUUCAACGACAACAGGGUUUACAACGUCUUCUAUACAGGAGAGCCUGGACGACGACAGAGCCCACCAGAGCCUUGGACGACGACAGAGCCCACGUCAACAACCGAAUCGCUGACUUCAACGACAACAGCGUAUACGACGUCUACUACAGUAGAGCCUUGGACGACGACAGAGCCCACGUCAACAACCGAAUCGCUGACUUCAACGACAACAGCGUAUACGACGUCUACUACAGCAGAGCCUUGGACGACGACAGAGCCCACGUCAACAACCGAAUCGCUGACUUCAACGACAACAGCGUAUACGACGUCUACUACAGGCAGAGCCUUGGACGACGACAGAGCCCACGUCAACAACCGAAUCGCUGACUUCAACGACAACAGCGUAUACGACGUCUACUACAGCAGAGCCUUGGACGACGACAGAGCCCACGUCAACAACCGAAUCGCUGACUUCAACGACAACAGCGUAUACGACGUCUACUACAGUAGAGCCUUGGACGACGACAGAGCCCACGUCAACAACCGAAUCGCUGACUUCAACGACAACAGAGUAUACGACGUCUACUACAGUAGAGCCUUGGACGACGACAGAGCCCACGUCAACAACCGAAUCGCUGACUUCAACGACAACAGCGUAUACGACGUCUACUACAGUAGAGCCUUGGACGACGACAGAGCCCACGUCAACAACCGAAUCGCUGACUUCAACGACAACAGAGUAUACGACGUCUACUACAGUAGAGCCUUGGACGACGACAGAGCCCACGUCAACAACCGAAUCGCUGACUUCAACGACAACAGCGUAUACGACGUCUACUACAGCAGAGCCUUGGACGACGACAGAGCCCACGUCAACAACCGAAUCGCUGACUUCAACGACAACAGCGUAUACGACGUCUACUACAGCAGAGCCUUGGACGACGACAGAGCCCACGUCAACAACCGAAUCGCUGACUUCAACGACAACAGCGUAUACGACGUCUACUACAGCAGAGCCCUGGACGACGACAGAGCCCACGUCAACAACCGAAUCGCUGACUUCAACGACAACAGCGUAUACGACGUCUACUACAGCAGAGCCUUGGACGACGACAGAGCCCACGUCAACAACCGAAUCGCUGACUUCAACGACAACAGCGUAUACGACGUCUACUACAGUAGAGCCUUGGACGACGACAGAGCCCACGUCAACAACCGAAUCGCUGACUUCAACGACAACAGGGUUUACAACCGUCUUCUACAGGAGAGCCCUGGACGACGACAGAGCCCACAGCCUUGGACGACGACAGAGCCCACGUCAACCACCGAAUCUCUGACUUCAACGACAGCAGCGUAUACGACGUCUACUACAGCAGAGCCUUCGACGACGACAGAGCCCACGUCAACAACCGAAUCGCUGACUUCAACGACAACAGCGUAUGCGACGAUUAAUACGACAGAGCCUUGGACGACGACAGAGCCCACGUCAACCACCGAAUCUCUGAAUUCAACGACAACAGCGUAUACGACGAUUAAUACAACAGAGCCUUGGACGACAGAGCCCACGUCAACAACCGAAUCUCUGACUUCAACGACAACAGCGUAUACGACGAUUAAUACACAGAGCCUUGGACGACGACAGAGCCCACGUCAACAACCGAAUCGCUGA